Molecule: messenger RNA, 453 nt
Organism: Oppiella nova
Lineage: Eukaryota; Metazoa; Arthropoda; Arachnida; Sarcoptiformes; Oppiidae
Source: the annotation of a GenBank genome assembly
AUGUUUUGCUGGCUAAUAUUUGUCACUAAAUUGGGUCCAUAUCUCAUGAGAAAUCGUAAACCAUUUGUAUUGCGAGAAAUACUGAUCGCAUAUAACUUAGUAUUAGUCGUAUUGAACGCAUACUUCAUAUACGCUUCACUCAAAUGGUUAGAGUUUGGGCGCAAGUCAUGGAACCCAAGACUACCCCCGAGUAACCAAUGGUCCGAUAAAGCCAUCGCAGAAAUACCCGAAAAAACCAUAUUCUUUGUGUUGAGAAAAAAGUCAAAUCAGAUCUCAUUUCUUCACGUCUAUCACCAUUUUAUGGUUCCGGUGUUGACUUAUGUGACGGGGAAACAGUGUCCGCAAACAGUGAUUGGGGAAGUGUUUUGUUUGCUUAACUCUACUGUCCAUACAGUCAUGUAUUUGUAUUACUUAUUGUCGGCAUUUGGACCCCAAAUACAGCCCUAUUUAUGG